Messenger RNA from Acanthocheilonema viteae, 1656 nucleotides. The record is from the annotation of a GenBank genome assembly. Lineage: Eukaryota; Metazoa; Nematoda; Chromadorea; Rhabditida; Onchocercidae.
AUGACGGUAAAUCAGAAUGUAUUCAAAACAAUGAGAAAAUUUUAUCGUUCUGGUAGUGAGGGCCAUUUACCUUUUCUUGUUAAUCCAAUCGCAGAAAAAAAAGCGUCUCUACGUGUAUGCCGAUAUUGGCGAUCAUUAGCUCGUUUACAACGUUUUGCUCUGCUCAUUUUAUUUCUCUUUCUAUUCGUCGUAUGUUUUAAUAUUGCAAAAGAUGCAAUAAGUGUAGAAGAUAUUUAUCAGUUACCAAGAAAUAUUGCAAAAAAUGCAGAACCGAUCGAUGUACCGCCUGAUAAUGAUAAGUCGCUGGAAGGAAUGGUAGAUGAAGAAUUAUCAUUGGUAAAUGAAAGUCGUGAAAGAUCUAAAAUCAAACAAGAGAAGGAUCGCAGUGAUGAAAACAAAAGGAAGAUUCAAAGAAGAAUUCAUUUUAAAGGACCACAAAACGAGAGACAAAAAGCAGUAGUGGAGGCAUUUAAGCAUGCCUGGAAAGGAUAUAAGAAAUAUGCUUGGGGACAUGAUCAUUUGAAACCGAAGAAUCGUUUUGUGAGUUUCUUCGAAACAACGAUACGAGUGCUUGGUGGUUUACUAAGUGCUUAUCAUUUGAGUGGUGACCAAAUGUUUGUUCAUCGUGCUCAGGAUCUUGGCUCCCGACUUGCUGCUGCUUAUACAACUUCAUCUCCUGUUCCACACAGUGACGUUAGCCUUACGAAUAGGGAGGGAAGGCAACCAUCAUGGAAUACUUAUUGUUCUCUUUCCGAAGUAACAAGUGUUCAAUUAGAAUUGCGAGAUCUUUCUCGAGUAACUAACAACAGCACCUAUGAAAUGCUAGCAUUUCGGACAUCCGAGCAUGUGCACAACGAAGGUUGUCAAGAACACGAUGGGCUGUGUGGUAUGUUUAUCAGUCCAGUGACAGGACGAUUUAAAGAGCAUAUGACCAUUACUAUGGGUGCACGAGCAGAUAGCUACUAUGAAUAUUUGUUGAAGCAGUGGCUACAAACUGGCAAAACAAUUGACUGGCUGAAAAAUGAUUACAACCAAUCGAUGGAAGCAAUGGAAAAAUAUCUUUUACAGUACACAAAACCGAAUAACUUUGCCUUUAUUGGUGAAAUAAUAGGUGAUAAUGUAUACUCUCCGAAAAUGGAUCAUUUGGCAUGUUUUAUUGCUGGUACUCUUGCACUUGGAAGUCUGAAUGGUUUGCCAGCAAAACAUAUGGAACUUGCAAAAGAUAUCGCAAAAGGAUGCCGUAAAAUGUACGAAACAAAAACGGGCUUAGGUCCAGAAAUCAUUUAUUUCAAUAUCGAUCCAGCAAAUACUCAUGAUAUUUCAAUCAAACAUAUGGAUGCGCAUAGCUUAUUGCGACCGGAAGCUGUUGAAGCUUGGUUUUAUCUUUACCGAGCAACAGACGACAAAAUUUAUCAGCAGUGGGGAUGGGAAACUUUCAAAGCUAUUGAAACUUAUGCAAAGCUUGAAUAUGGGUAUUCUUCAGUAAAUAACGUUAAAAGAAUACCCGUGACAUAUAAGGAUAUGAUGGAGUCUUUUUUUUUGGCUGAAACCUUGAAAUAUCUUUACCUGUUAUUUGAUGAUGACAAAACUGAUAUUCCUCUGGACAAAUAUGUCUUUAAUACGGAAGGUCAUCCCUUGCCAAUUUAUGACCACUGA